AUGGCGUCGUAUCUAUCGAAUCUGCCUUCUUUGGGGGAAUUCUUCCCGCCAACCCCAAGAGCAGCCAAGUUGGCGCUCGAUAUCUUUCGACUGUACAUCCCGGUCUCGAUUGCGCAAUGGACUCCUCUAGGUCGAUUACAAGCGAUGGGCAAAACAUCAUACGCUACUUCACGUUUUAAUCUUCCUGGACGCUACGCCUGGGCUGCAGCGGAAUUGGUCGGGCCCAUAAACCUGAUCUAUAUUUUGACAACUCUGCCUUCGAAGCUCAGACCUCCGCCAGAAGUGGCGACGAGAUCCUUAGUGCUGGGCCUACCUAUUCAGAACGUGAUCUUGGCCUGCCUCUAUCUUCUUCACUACGUCAACCGUGCUCUGGUCAGCCCGCUAUACCUCAAUCCAAGCAUGUCACCCAUCCACGUUUUCGUCACGAUUUUUAUGAUGGUUUUUCAGUUUACGAACUCGACGAGCAUUGCGACUUGGCUCGUAUACUCGGUACUGGACGUCGAGGCGGGAAGUCGACCCAUAGUCUCCUUCGGUUCGAUCAUUGGCGUCACAAUGUUUCUGCUGGGUCUCGCAGGCAACAUCUGGACAGAGACAAGGCUAUAUGAGAUGCGACGGGGAGCAGCCCGGCGGAAGGCGAAGGCGGAGGGAAAAGCAGUCGUCACUUACGACAAAGUAUAUGUGAUCCCACCAGUGGAGGGCUUCUUCAAGCACAUCUUGUACCCGCACUACGUUCUGGAAUGGUUGGAGUGGUCAGGAUACUGGCUUCUCGGAGGGAUAUGGGGGCUCGGAUGGGGCUCGAACAGCGCUGCAUUCUGGUUUCUGGUGUGCGAGAUCGCGACCAUGCUCCCUCGUGCUGUUACCGGACGGAAGUGGUACGAGGCAAAGUUUGGCAAACGAGCUGUUGGAGGCCGAGCAGCAGCCAUUCCUGGUCCGAUCAAGAUAUGA
Molecule: messenger RNA, 945 nt
Organism: Cladophialophora yegresii CBS 114405
Lineage: Eukaryota; Fungi; Ascomycota; Eurotiomycetes; Chaetothyriales; Herpotrichiellaceae
Exons: 2
Coding region: 1-945 (314 amino acids)
Biological process (GO): lipid metabolic process
Molecular function (GO): oxidoreductase activity, acting on the CH-CH group of donors
Source: RefSeq, a predicted model, not a curated record